Oryctolagus cuniculus (rabbit) is the source of this 4277-nucleotide messenger RNA. The record is from RefSeq and is a predicted model, not a curated record. Lineage: Eukaryota; Metazoa; Chordata; Mammalia; Lagomorpha; Leporidae.
GUUGGCCGCGCAACUUCCGCGGCCGCCUACCUGGCGCGCAGAUGCGAAAGUUCUCGCGGCGCCGGAAGUCCCUGCCACGUGACCGGGUGACAGCGCUCGCCUGGCUGCAGGGCUGGCUUAGGUGCUGCGGCACGGGAUGGCGGAGGCGCCUCCUGUCUCAGGUACUUUUAAAUUCAAUACAGAUGCUGCUGAGUUCAUUCCUCAGGAGAGAAAAAAUUCUGGUCUAAGUUGUGGGACUCAAAGGAGACUAGACUCUAGUAGAAGUGGUAGAAGAAAUUACAGUUCACCACCUCCCUGUCACCUUGCCAGGCAACUCCCUUAUGAUGAUAUCUCUGCUGUUCAGCACAGUUAUCAUCCUCUAGGAAGCAAACCCAAGAGUCAACAGACUUCUUUCCAGUCCUCUGCUUCUAAUAAAUCAUCCAAGAGCCAUGGCCUUCAGAGUCAACCUUGGCACAAAUUGAGGAGUGAAAAGCACCACAUAAGAGUCAAGAAAGCACAGAAUCUCAUUGAACAGACCUCAGAUGUAAUUAACUUAGAAAGCCUGGCUAGAUUGGAGAGUGGGACAAACCCCAUAGAGCACAGCCCUUCUGAGAGUGAGAAGGAAGUUGUCGGUGCAGAUCCCAGGGGAGCGAAGCCCAAAAAGGCAACACAAUCUUUAUACAGCUAUGGCAAAGGACCAAAAGUCAAGGGCAAACUGAAAUGUGAAUGGGGCAACAGAAUAACUCCAAAACCUGAGGAGGCUGGAUCUGAAAAUACGAAGCCUGUGGUGAUUUUCCACCUUGACUCUUCGGAUGCAUCAUCUAGAAAAGGAGUGCUAGAUGGGUGUGGGGCCAAACGAAAUGAGCAGAGAAGAUACCCACAGAAAAGGCCUCCCUGGGAAGUAGAGGGGGCCAGGCCACGACCAGGCAGGAAUCCACCGAAACAGGACGGCCAGCGACAUACUAGUACAGGGCCCAGAAACAGCAUGGUUUGUGUUCCCAAGGACAGUCUCAGUGAAAGACCAACAAAGUCCGCCUGUGACAGUGGCAAUUUGGCAGUUGUCAACAAGUCUUCCAGAAGGGCUGACCAAGAGAAAUGCACUAUUCGGAGGCAGGAUCCUCAAAUAGGAUCUCCUUUCUCCAGAGGCAAACAGAACCAUGUGCUGAAGAAUGUGGAAACACAUACAGGUUCUCUAAUUGAACAGCUAACUACAGAAAAAUAUGAGUGCAUGGUGUGCUGUGAGUUGGUUCGCGUCACAGCCCCAGUGUGGAGUUGUCAGAGUUGCUACCAUGUUUUUCAUUUGAGUUGCAUAAAGAAAUGGGCGAGGUCUCCAGCAUCUCAAGCAGAUGGCCAGAGUGGUUGGAGGUGCCCUGCCUGUCAGAAUGUUUGUGCACACGUUCCCAACACCUACACUUGUUUCUGUGGCAAGGUAAAGAAUCCUGAAUGGAGCAGAAAUGAAAUUCCACAUAGUUGUGGUGAGGUUUGUAGAAGGAAACAGCCUGGCCAGGACUGUCCACAUUCCUGUAAUCUUCUCUGCCAUCCUGGACCCUGUCCACCCUGUCCUGCCUUUAUGACGAAAGCAUGCGAAUGUGGACGGACCAGGCACACAGUUCGCUGUGGUCAGGCCAUCUCAGUCCAUUGUUCUAACCCGUGUGAGAAUGUUUUGAACUGUGGUCAGCACCACUGUGCUGAGCUAUGCCAUGGGGGUCAGUGCCAGCCUUGCCGGAUCAUACUGAACCAGGUAUGCUACUGUGGCAGCACCACCCGAGAUGUGUUAUGUGGAACAGACACAGGGAAGUCUGAUGGAUUUGGGGACUUCGGCUGUUUAAAGAUAUGUGGCAAGGAUUUGAAAUGUGGGAACCAUACGUGUUCUCAAGUGUGCCACCCUCAGCCUUGCCAGCCAUGUGCACGCCUCCCUCAUCUGGUGCGCUAUUGCCCUUGUGGUCAAACUCCUCUCAGCCAAUUGCUGGAACUUGGAAGUAGUAGUCGGAAAACAUGCAUGGAUCCUGUCCCCUCAUGUGGAAAAGUGUGUGGCAAACCUCUGCCUUGUGGUUCCUUAGAUUUCAUUCAUACCUGUGAAAAGUUCUGCCAUGAAGGAGACUGUGGACCAUGUUCUCGCACAUCAGUUAUUUCCUGCAGAUGCUCUUUCAGAACAAAGGAGCUUCCAUGUACCAGUCUCAAAAGUGAAGAUGCUACAUUUAUGUGUGACAAGCGAUGUAACAAGAAACGGUUGUGUGGACGGCACAAGUGUAACGAGAUAUGCUGUGUGGAUAAGGAGCACAAGUGUCCCUUGAUUUGUGGGAGGAAACUCCGGUGUGGCCUUCAUAGGUGUGAAGAACCUUGUCAUCGUGGGAACUGCCAGGCAUGCUGGCAAGCAAGUCGGUGUCUUUACUAUAAAAAUUUUCUAGAAAAUCAGAAACAUGGAUUUUAUUUGGUUUAUGUGGUUUUCUUUAGAAAUUAUUUCCACUAUUCCCUUUCUCUUUUUGCAGUGUAUCAUUCUUGUCACAGUGAGGAGAAGUGUCCCCCUUGUACUUUUCUAACUCAGAAGUGGUGCAUGGGCAAGCAUGAGUUACGCAGCAACAUCCCCUGUCAUCUGGCUGAUAUCUCUUGCGGAUUACCCUGCAGUGCCAUGCUGCCAUGUGGGAUGCACAAGUGUCAGAGACUCUGUCACAAAGGAGAGUGUCUUGUGGAUGAGGCCUGCAAGCAGCCCUGUACUACCCCCAGAGCUGACUGUGGCCACCCAUGCAUGGCACCCUGCCACCCCAGCUCACCCUGCCCUGUGACUGCUUGUAAAGCCAAGGUGGAGCUACAGUGUGAAUGUGGUCGAAGAAAAGAGAUGGUGAUUUGCUCUGAAGCCUCCAGUACUUAUCAAAGAAUAGCUGCUAUUUCUAUGGCCUCUAAAAUAACAGACAUGCAGCUUGGAGAUUCAGUAGAAAUCAGCAAGCUUAUUACCAAGAAGGAAAUUCAACAAGCCAGGCUGGAGUGUGAUGAGGAGUGUUCAGCCUUGGAAAGAAAAAAGAGACUGGCAGAGGCAUUUGAUAUCAGUGAAGAUUCUGAUCCUUUCAAUGUCCGUUCUUCAGCAUCAAUAUUUAGCGAUAGUUUGAAAGAUGAUGCCAGGAAGGACUUAAAGUUUGUCAGUGACGUGGAGAAAGAAAUGGAAGCACUUGUGGAGGCUGUGAAUAAGGGAAAGAACAGCAAGAGAAGCCACUGCUUCCCUCCCAUGAACAGAGACCACCGCCGCAUCAUCCAUGAUCUGGCCCAAGUGUACGGCCUGGAGAGUGUGAGCUACGACAGCGAACCAAAGCGCAACGUCGUGGUCACUGCCGUCAGAGGGAAGUCUGUUUGUCCUCCUACCACACUGACGGGAGUCCUGGAAAGAGAAACACAGACACGGCCGCCACCACCGAUUGCUCAUCACAGACAUCAGACAGACAGGAAUCCUGGUAGCAGUAAUCUGCAGAAAAUAGCCAAGGAGCCGGUCAUUGACUACUUUGAUGUCCAGGACUGAGAAGAUCAAGAUGCCCUUAGAUCACAGAACGAUGAGGUGUCAUGGACACUUCUGCCAGCAGACCCACCCUGCUUGUCCACACUGUCGGGUGGACUCCCGGCCUCACGUGCUGUGUUGUUCCGACACAUCCAGAGCAUGAGUGUGUCAGAAACCCUCUCAUCUGGCCCUGUCCAUAGGAAGUACUUCAGUGUGACCAGAUCUCUUAACUGUAUGGUCACUAGCAUUUGAAGAGGCUCCUCACACUGUCACUGUGAUUACUCUGGGGGCUGGGGGAAUAUUGGACUUAAUUUGGACAAACCAGAAUUUUAGCCUGAAUUCAGCUUUAUGCCACUUAGUCAUUGUCUCAGUUGUCCCAGUUCUCCGUCCUCCUGAAAAUGCUUGGAACGUCACAUGGACCUUGUUUUCUUUAUCCAAACUGAUCCCAGUCUUUGGAAAGACAUAGUUAACUUCUCAAUUUGAAAUGCUCAGCACUGAAUUGGUACACAUUUUGUCUCAAACCAAUCACCUAAGUCUUUUGCCACGGAUGCUCAAAAGUAAAUCUGAUGGAAUUUAUUUUACAAUUUCCACUUCUGUCUGUUGUAGACCUAGGAGAGCAGUCAGAUUCCUUUACAGAAUUCCAUUUUCUUAAAUCCCUGGUGUUCCGAGCCUGUCCAGUGACGGUUGAGCCAUCCCUAUAAUGGCAGAUGACAUAGAGCAGGCACUUCCUUCUGUCAGGUCCACACUGGCUUCUCUGAACUGACCAGUGUAGCCCUAACUCCUCCCUGGUUGAUAAAGAGUCUCCCAUAACAUA